AUGUCAUUGUUAGACAUAGCUCAACAAAUUACGAUUUAUGGUGGUUUCUUUCUUCUUAUUACUGGUGUAAUUGGAAAUGGAAUAAAUGUUUUGGUAUUUGCAAGUGUUCGUUCAUAUCGCACAACACCUUGUACAUUUUAUUAUCUUAUUGGCUCAUUUGACAAUAUUUUUUAUUUAAUAAUUAAUUGUAUUCCUCGUAUUAUCAUUGAAGGUUAUGGAAUUGAUUUAACCAAUACAUCAAUAAGUUGGUGUAAAAUACGACAAUUUUGUCUUGCAACUUUCGCUGUAAUAGCAUCAAGUUGUUCAUGUUUAGCUACAAUUGAUCAAUUUUUUGUCACGUCACGGAAUGCUAAUCUUCGCCGUUUGAGCAAUAUAAAAUGGGCACAUCGAAUUACGUUGAUUAUGAUUAUUGCCUGGUGUCUUCAUUCAAUUACUGUUUUUAUAUUCUUCAAUAUUUCAUCUAUCACCAACACCUGUGUGAUCACUAACGCUGGCUUUUAUAUCUACGCUCCGAUAUAUCUUCUUGUUAUUAACUGUGCAAUUCCAGUCAUAAUAAUGGUGAUAUUUGGAUAUCUAGCUUAUCGUAAUAUUCAUUCGACAAGAGCUCUUGCUGAACAACAAGCUGAUCGUCAAUUGACACAAAUGAUUUUGUAUCAAGUAAUACUUGUUGUUAUAUCUAUUGUACCCUAUGGCAUUGCUUUUGCUUACAAUGUAAUCACGUCCAGAAUUAGUAAAGAUGCAAAUCGAUUAAUCAUUGAAGAUUUUGUCCUAGCAUUUAGUAUUUUGCUAUGGUAUCUUCACUAUAGCGGAAAUUUCUACAUGUUUUGGAUUUCAUCAAGUCGUUUUCGUCGAGUAACAAAAGAUCGAAUAUUAUUUUGGCGAAGACACGAUCAGAUUAAUCCAACUUAA
Rotaria sp. Silwood1 is the source of this 909-nucleotide messenger RNA. The record is from the annotation of a GenBank genome assembly. Lineage: Eukaryota; Metazoa; Rotifera; Eurotatoria; Philodinida; Philodinidae.